AUGCCUCAGACAGAUAAGCAAAUAUGCAUCCCCCCGGAGCUGCCGGACUUGCUGAAGCAAUUUACCAAAGCCGCCAUUCGGUCCCAGCCGCAGGAUCUCAUCCAGUGGGCUGCAGAUUAUUUUGGGGCUAUGUCCCGUGGAGACAUUCCUCCAGUGAGAGAGCGGUCUGAGCGAGUGGCUUUGUCUAACUGGGCUGAGCUGACACCGGAGCUGUUAAAGAUCUUGCAUUCCCGGGUUGGUGGCAGACUGAUUGUCCAUGCAGAUGAGCUGGCCCAGAUGUGGAAGGUGCUGAAUCUCCCAACUGACCUGUUUAACAGUGUGAUGAAUGUGGGCCGCUUCACGGAGGAAAUUGAGUGGCUGAAGUUUCUAGCCCUUGCUUGUAGCUCUCUCGGAGUUACCAUUGCCAAAACUCUCAAGAUAGUGUGUGAAGUGUUAUCAUCGGACCAUGACAGCGGCCCUCCCCGGAUCCCUUUCAGCACCUUCCAGUUUCUGUACACAUAUAUCGCUGAAGUGGAUGGGGAGAUCUCAGCAUCACACGUCAGUCGAAUGCUGAACUACAUUGAACAGGAAGUUAUUGGUCCUGACGGUUUAAUCAAGGUGAAUGACUUUACCCAAAACCCCAGGGUUCGGCUGGAAUAA
Molecule: messenger RNA, 639 nt
Organism: Dama dama (fallow deer)
Lineage: Eukaryota; Metazoa; Chordata; Mammalia; Artiodactyla; Cervidae
Gene: ROPN1
Product: rhophilin associated tail protein 1
Exons: 5
Coding region: 1-639 (212 amino acids)
Source: RefSeq, a predicted model, not a curated record